Colletotrichum orchidophilum is the source of this 2277-nucleotide messenger RNA. RefSeq names its product peptidase family M13. The record is from RefSeq and is a predicted model, not a curated record. Gene Ontology annotation, cellular component: plasma membrane. Bases 1 to 2277 code for a protein of 758 amino acids. NCBI's taxonomy places the organism in Eukaryota, Fungi, Ascomycota, Sordariomycetes, Glomerellales, Glomerellaceae. Gene Ontology annotation, molecular function: metalloendopeptidase activity. The transcript is spliced from 5 exons. Gene Ontology annotation, biological process: protein processing.
AUGUCGGAGAAAGCGCCACUUAUCCCGGAGCCGGAGCAGCGCGUCUUCUACGGCCGGCCGACGCGGUGCCCAUACGCCCAACGGUGCUCCGCCGGGAAAGCCGUCGUCAAGGUCUUCGUCCUGGCUACCGCUGCCGGCUUGCUGUACUACAAUAUUCCGCAAGCCCAGAAACCCAUCCACGAAGAGAAGACGCCCGUUUGUUUGACCCCGGCUUGUGUCCAUGCCGCCUCCGAGAUCCUGUACAACUUGUCGCCGAAUUACAAGGAGCUCGACCCAUGCAACGACUUUGAGGAGCUCGUCUGCGGUGGAUGGAGAGACCGACAUGACCUUCGUGCCGACCAAGGCGAUGCCUUCACCGGCACCAUCAUGUCUGAGAACUCGGAGCUGUUGCUUCGCCACAUUCUUGAGGCGCCCUACCCCAAAGACUCCCAGCACUCGUACUUCUCCCCCCUCCGUCUCGAAUCCACCGACAAGUCCGCCGAUGAGCAAAACUUUGACAAGAUGAAGGCUGCGUAUGAUGCUUGUGUCGACGAGGACAAAAUCAAAGACAUUGGGGUCGAACCCCUCAUCAAGAUUCUGGACGAGAUCAAGAACACUUAUCCUCUCGAGGAGGCCGCCUCUGUAGACCCGAGCCCUACCAAAGAUGCCAUUCUUCUUCUAUCCAGGUAUGGAAUAGACGCUCUGGUUGCCUCGGGCACCGGCGCGGAUGACAGAGACCCCGAAACCGUCGUUGUUUCUGUUGCGCCCCCCUACAGCCUGGGUCUGCCCUCGAAGGAGCGAUACGAAGACGAGAAGCUCGUCGAGAAGUAUCGGGGUGUUGCUGUUGAGGUUCUCGGCAACCUCUACCCCGAUGGAAACAAGGACAACUUUGCCAAGGUUGUUGACCUUGAGAAGCUUCUGGCAGCUGCGUCUCCUAGUACCGAGGAGCGCGAGGAUGUCACAAAAUACUAUAACCCAAUGCUUAUCGACGAGGCAUCUGCUCUUGCCCCUGAGAUUGAGCUGACGGCCCUGAUCCACGAUCUCGCCCCUGAUGGUUUCGUCGUUGAGCGUGUCAUUGUUAUGGCACCAAAGUACAUGACGGAGCUGUCUACCAUUCUGUCUGGAACUGACAAGCAGGUCAUUCAGAACUACUUCAUUUGGAAGGCGGUUCAGUCCUUCUCAUCCUACGUUGACGCCGACGCUGUCAAGCCGUACAAGCGCUUCAAGAAUGAGCUCGCUGGAAAGGACCCCGAAUCUGCCCCUGAGAGAUGGCGUACCUGUGUUGGCCACGUUGAUGAUGGCCUGGGUUGGAUUCUCAGCCGCUUCUUCGUCGAAAAGGCAUUUUCGGCCGAGGCAAAGAAGUUCGGCGACACCAUUAUCACCGACAUCAAAACCGAAUUCACCAAGAAGCUCAAGGCCGCCAAGUGGAUGGACAAGCAGACUACCACCAAGGCCAUGGAGAAGGUUCAGAAUAUCAUUCAAAAGAUUGGUUAUCCGACCAAGAGCCCCGACAUCAUGGACCCUCCCAGUCUCAAUGACUUUUACAACUCAGUCAACGUCAGCCCGGAGACUUUCUUUGAGAACGCUCUGACUGUUCGCAAGUUCGCCGUCGGCUACGAGUGGUCAGCCCUCGGUAAGCCCGUCGACCGGGAGCAGUGGGGUAUGACAGUCCCUACCGUCAAUGCCUACUACAACCCUCCCGGCAACGAAAUAGUCUUCCCGGCCGGCAUCAUGCAGUUCCCCGUCUUCGACGUCGAGGUCCCUGCCUACAUGUCCUACGGUGCCUUUGGCUCCGUCGCUGGACAUGAGCUCAGCCACGCCUUUGACUCCACUGGCCGCCACUACGAUCAGAACGGCAACUACACUGACUGGUGGUCCGACGCUACUGUCCAGGCAUUCAAGGACAAGGCCGAGUGUUUUGUCGAGCAGUACUCCGACUUCUCAGUCCCAGGACCGGACGACAAGCCUCUCCACGUCAACGGGCGCCUCACCCUCGGCGAGAAUCUUGCCGACGCUGGCGGGCUUUCGGCCUCGUACCAGGCCUGGAAGCGCCGUGCUCACAAGCACCCCAACAAGGAUCUGCCGGGCCUCGAGCACUUCACGCAAGAUCAGCUCUUCUUCGUCACAUACUCCAACUGGUGGUGUGGCAAGUCUCGGAAGGAUACGGCCAUCAACCGGAUCUAUACUGAUCCCCAUGCGCCCAAGUGGGCCCGUAUUCUUGGCACCAUGUCCAACAGUAGGGAGUUCAAGGAGAGCUUCCAGUGCAAGGACAAGAAGCCCACCUGCGAGCUGUGGUAA